UUUGUGUGACAUAAGAAUAUAUGACACACAAUGUGUGACUGGAUAACGAGAUAGCUAGGAUUUAUAUCUGGUGACUUCGCUUGUUGCCUAGCUAUAUGUGAUGUGAUGCUAGCUACAUUGCUAUUUACCGAACGCUAGCUGACGUUAUCUGGCCGUAGGUUCAUCGAUACUAUUCGGCAAUGCAAGGUGUGAUGCAGAGUGUGUGAAGUCGUCCUGAUGGAAGGAAAAGGACCGUUCAGGAUCUACGAUCCGGGUGGGAGUGAGCCCAGUGGCACCUCCUACAGGCAGCUGGUGGAAGAGAACGGCGUUCUGAGGGAGAGGAUGAAGGGACUGAAGAGCUUAGGCCACCUCCUGGAGGAGUCGCAGCAGGAGGCGUCGAAACUGCGGCAGAGGGUGGAGGAGCUGGUGAGGGACAACGAGACCCUGCGGUCCUCCACCUCUUCCUCCGUGUCCAGCCUGUGUGUGGCUCCCCCCGUUCAGGUCGACCUCCAGGCCCAGGUCAAGACACACGGACCCUCUGCCGUCGAGCCCACCCAGCCAUCCAACUGCCCCACAGUACACUCAGUCCAGCCAGAGUCCACCGAAGGAUCGUCGGAAUUUGAAGUGGUGAACAUGGAUGAAAAGGGGGCGUCCGGUGAUGACAAAUCGGGCGAGACGCAGUUGCCCAGGGAAACGCUAGGGCUGGCCAGCCAGCUGCAGAGACUGGAGAGCUCCUUCAGCCUGUUCUCUGAGGAGUCCAACCCCAACCAGCUGCUGGCACACCUGGGCCGCAUGGCCGUGGAGUUCAACCGCCUCUCCUCCAAAGUGCAGAAGAACGAGCAGCGCACCUCCCUCCUGCAGACUCUGUGUGAGCAGCUUCGCCAGGAGAACAGCGAGCUCCGUAAGAAGAUGGAGGAGGACCUGCAGCACAGAAACCAGGACCUGGAGCUGCUCAGGCAGGAGAACCUGAAGCUGAGGAAGCUGGUCACCGGCAGCGAGGAGCCCACGGGAAGCCAAUCGCAGGAGGCAGUCAGGGAAGACGUGGUGAAACUGGAACCCCUCGGAGCCAAGAUGGAGGCGGCCAUGACUCAGCAGUGUUGUUUUGCGUUCAUGCAGAGCACCAAAGGUGCAGAGAAAGCAGCGUCGAAGCCCUGCGACCCGGAAAUGCUGGAAAAGAAGAGCAAGCCAUGUGACCCAGAAUCGUACGAGAAAAAGAUCAAACUCCUGGAGAAGCAGAGGAAGGAUGUGCUGGAAGUGAACAAGCAGUGGGACAUACAGUGGAACUCCAUGAAGCAGCAGUUUGAACAGAAGAUCACAGACCUCAGGCAGCGGCUGGCGGACUCUCAGAAGGCCGUGGGGGAGCUGGAGGCAGAGCGGGAGCAGAGACAGCGGGAUUACGAUAAGAAGCUUCUGCUGGCAAAGUCCAAGAUCGAGAACCUACAGGCGGAGAAGGAGGUCUUAAGUACAGAGACUGGGGAGCAGAGGCAGAAGGUUCGUUACCUGCAGGAGCAGCUGCUGCCGCUCAGUAAACAGCGUGAAUAUCAAGAGAAGGAGAUCCAGCGCCUCAAUCGCGCCCUGGAAGAAGCCCUGAACCUGCACCCCCCGUCGUCGGCUCAGCAACCUCAGUUUGGGAACCAUGGAGACGGGUCGGGAGGCAGCCGGCGUCAGGAGCUUCUGACCCAGAUCGCCGUGCUGAAGGAGCAGGUGAAGAUCUUCGAGGAGGACUUCCAGAAGGAGAGGAGCGACAGGGAGAGGAUGAAUGAGGAGAAGGAGGAUCUGCGGAGACAGGUGGACAGGCUUCAGGGCCAGAUGACCAAUCUCACCAAUCAGCUGCAUCAGACACAGAGUGAGUGUCAGAGAGAGCGUGCAGAGAGGUGUAAGCUGGAGAGACUGCACAUGCACCUCAAACAGGGCCCGCAUGAGCGACGUACCUCAGACCCCACGUCCAGCUCUGCCAACGGGCCCCUGAGCCCCCCCUACAUUGGGCACUUCGCGGCCCCCGGCCCCCCCGCCCCGUCCCAGGGCUUCGAGGCCUGGCCCGCCCACUGCCCCCCGAGGAUGCCCAACAUCGGCCCCACCCACGGGCGGGACUUCCAGCCCCAUCACCCAGGGUUCCCCUGGCAGACUUCGUUCCCUCAGCCCCGAGGCGGGAGAGCACCCCCAGAGGCCCCACGACCGCCCCCAGAGAACACAGAUGCCCCUGCCGCAGGGUUCGGGAAGCGGGAGCGACAGAACAUGGACCCCGGGAAGCACUGAGAGCUGCAGCUCUGCACAGGGCUACACCGGGGCACUUAUUGUUGGGUUGGCAUAGUGAGUGAAUUCAUCCUGAAAUAAAUUUCUUACUGUAUAGAUAUUGUAUCGUAACAUUGUUUAUGCUAACCUUUUAUAAACCUCUGUGAAAUAACGUUUUGCUGAUUUAAAAAAAUAUAUUAUUGUAAUACAGAUCAUUUAUAGUUGAUCUCGUUGUUAGUUAUUCCGUAUAAAAUCCUGUGUUUAAAGGAUUCCAGAUUUAAGUUCUAUUUUUUUUUUUUCCCUGGAAGAAAUGGUCAGGCUUCAGUAGAAGUGGACGGAUAUUCUUGUGUAAUUGCACAUGGUCACCCGGUUGUGUGGGCACAGUGUAACUGCAUGGAAAGAUUGAGCGACUGCUAUUUGAAUGCUCUUUGUUAUAUAUCUGGUGUAAUUGCAGAAAUGGUAGCAGGAAUUAGUUCUAUUUUGGAUUGCAGUUUGGCCAGGAUUGAGGAGUGAAUGCAAAGAUAAUCACUUGCUCAUUAAAUCAUUCUGUUUGGCAACAGUGAGUCCACACAGUACACAGCAGUUACAUUGAAUACUCACAGGGAUAAAAACCAUCUAUGUAAUAUAAUCUGUUCCUGAUUACAUUUUGCAAAUCUUCAUAUUGUAUCAUUGAUAUUGUGAUGUGUUCAGUACCAUAGUUAGUACAAAUAAGAAAAGGUUUUGGCGAUAAUGUAUAAUUACCCAAACCACGAAGACAGGUUAAAUUUAAUGUAUUAAUGGGUUAAUAAAAUGAAUUGGUGAUCACACCUACCAAAAAACACAGUCUUGACAAAAACACAAUGUGUACAAGCAUUGUGUUAACGUUGUCUGAAUGUUGUACACGCUAUGUUUUCUUUUUUCUUUUUCUUUGUAUGUUACUGUCAUUGUCUCCCUCAAUGUGUUCAAUAUAAAAUAUUACAAAACGAUUUUACCCUGUUCUUAAAUAAAUUAAUGAUUAAUGUUCUGGAAAAUGAAAAUUCUGGAAGUUUUGUGGAGUAGAGCCCUUGAGUGGUUGUGACUGGCUUUUUGCUAGCAUGAAUAUUCUUUUUCUUUACCACUGGUCAUGAGAGGUUUUUUUUUGUUGUAAUUUACUAGUAGACCGAAGCACUCUGUGUCAGGCACAUUUUUUGUACUCGAAUUGCAUAAUAAUAAAUAUAUUGGGAAUGUCA
This is a messenger RNA of Conger conger (European conger), 3419 nucleotides long. It is a transcript of the gene tnip1, whose product is annotated as TNFAIP3 interacting protein 1. The record is from RefSeq and is a predicted model, not a curated record. Bases 217 to 2235 code for a protein of 672 amino acids. The transcript has 18 exons. Gene Ontology annotation, biological process: cellular response to lipopolysaccharide; regulation of transcription by RNA polymerase II; negative regulation of canonical NF-kappaB signal transduction. Lineage: Eukaryota; Metazoa; Chordata; Actinopteri; Anguilliformes; Congridae.